This is a messenger RNA of Sclerotinia trifoliorum, 1954 nucleotides long. NCBI's taxonomy places the organism in Eukaryota, Fungi, Ascomycota, Leotiomycetes, Helotiales, Sclerotiniaceae. The record is from the annotation of a GenBank genome assembly.
AGAGAACAUGGUUAAGGGCGAAGAUUAGGGGGGAGCUAAGAAGACUGGUUCUAGCCGAAGUAUUGUUUUCAAACUCUAAGAUCAGAUUAACACUCCUAGAUGGAAAAUCUUUUUCGAAUUGGGAUUAGGCGGGUUUAUUUUUUAUACUGUCGAUAAUUAUCUGUUUGUUGCUAUGCCAAAAUUAUAGGAUGUCCGAUCCAAAUGCUAGAAAACUAGUUACGGAUCGAACUUGUGAAUCAUAUAUAGACCCAGCCCCACCUCUUUGCAUUAAUUUUGCUGAUAUAAAAGUAUUCGUCUCGUCCGCCGGAUUCUAAAAAAAAUCAACCACAUUUAUCACACUUCAAGGUUCCUUCCCCGACACAAUUCAAAGUUUUAUCUCAAUUCUAGUUCAAGGUUCCAUCUCUCACACAAUACCAUGGCUUCCAAUCCGAUUUUUACUGCGGCCGAUGAUGCCAUACUUACCGAGCGCAAACACUUGAAGCCGGCAACUGGAAGACGACGAUACGUUUCCUCUUCCGUUAUGAACUCAGAGAUAACUUCGUCAAGCUCUGGCUCCGAUGAUAGCUCCGAAACAAGCUUUUUCAUCAUUCCAAAUUUCCUCCAUAGCGAGGAAACUUUCGAGUAUCUGGGUUGGGGACCACAAAAAGCUGCGGAACUUUGGAGUCGAUGGGGAAGUAUACAAGAGUCUGCAAAUGAUAAGGACAAAGACACCGUUUUUGAGGUGGAGUUUCUCGACCUCGCUUUGGGCAGUAUACCUAAUGAUGUGGUAGAGGAUAGCGAAGAUGAUUGGGCGAUACAUAUGCAGGAUUGGGGAGUUGGAUCACAACUUAUAAAUGCAAUCAUGGAUCAUGAAUUUUCUGAUGUGAGGCAAACGGAAUCAGCAAGCUACUGGGUUAGAGAUACGAUGGAAAUUCGAUAUGCCACCUUGGAAAGAGUAAAAGAGGACAGUGAAGCAAGAGCAGAAGGUAUCACACCACCUUCUAUUGGUAUAGCAACCUCAAUAUCGCGACCGUCAAAUGUACCAGGCAAGCAAAUAUUGUUCAAAGCGAUUACUAAAAACCGCCUAUUAAGAAACGAAGGAGGAAAGAUUAGAAUGCCUGGCCUCGAGAGCAACUCACCUUCGGAUCUUCGAGGCGUCGGAGGAACUCUAUUCUAUUUUACACGGGAGUUCGAAGUUGCUAAGCGGUACAAAGGAUACAUCAUGAGGAGGGCUGAGGAUGCACCUGCCGUGAUUGUCUGUCUGACAUUACCCAAUGCAUUUAUCGAGGGCCUUCCUCCAUAUAUAUUGGAAUUCGGAGAUUUAUGGAAGAGGGUUUUACACGCAUCUCGAUCCAGAUACAUUUUAUCCGGAGAUCUGGGCUAUAUUCACCGUCUUCCCCUCGUCAUUACACCUAUCUCACAUUCCCAUAACCGCGCGAUUUCCCGACUUGAAAGCUGGCAGCAGAUUUCAAUUCACAAUGUUAUGCAUAUAGGAGAAAAUAUUGCUAUACAGUACGUUUUCCAAGGAUCAGGUACUAUGCUGGAAUUAGAAAGACUUGGGGAGUUAGAGGUGGUUUGAUUCUAGUUCGUUGACAGGCGAUUGGUAGUUUAGAUGAUCAUGUAUCGAGUCUUUGAUAUUCGAUGGUUAUGGAUGUUGUUCGCUGGUUUGGUGAGGUUUUCAAGGGUUAAAAUUCGAUGGUUAUAGAUGGAAUUAGAUGAUUUUUAAAUAUCUUCAAGAAUUCGGACCUGCCAUCCGGUGUCAUUCUAUUUGAGUGAAUAAGUCAUGAGAUUUCUGAACUGACCUAAUUCCUCGCUUAAAUCUUGUUUGAGCUCCAAUGGUGGAUUUCGGGUUCACAACCAAUACUAUUGUGUGAGUUUGUGAGAGAUAAGAAAUGGUACUCACUAUCUUCUGCCUGUACGCUCUCACGCUCUAAUAUCAUGUCACGCAUGAGUUUCUACAACUAUAGAUUGUCAA